This is a messenger RNA of Funneliformis geosporum, 563 nucleotides long. The record is from the annotation of a GenBank genome assembly. Lineage: Eukaryota; Fungi; Glomeromycota; Glomeromycetes; Glomerales; Glomeraceae.
AUGACACCUCCGAAUGAUGCCCUAGUUUGGAGCAACUGUCGCUAUACUUUAAAAGAACCUAGGAGAAGGAACGAAAUACCUCUUUAUCCUAAAAAAAAAAUUGAAGCAAACAAGGAUAAGAACAACAACUCACCUCUAAAAAAAAAAGGUGAGAUUACCGACAAUAUUUUUGCUAAACCGAAAUGUAAAAAUAAGUUAUGUAAUCUUUACAUUGAAGCCUUAGAAAAAAAAGUUGGUAUGCUUUUUGAUUUAGUUGCAGAGUAUGAAAAAGAUAAAGAUAUGAUUGAAGAAGAAGACAACAAACCAAGGACAAUUACUUCUUUGAUAACUGGUCUAGUAACUGAAAAGAAAUUAAGACAUAAUCUAAGCCCAGAUUCUACUCGCGAAAAUGGUCCGAAACAUAAUGACCGAACUAUUCGAUUUACUCUAGCCGAUGAAAAAUAUGAAUUUAAAUGUGAGAAAAGGUGGGGGAUAAAUCUAGUAGAAAUAGUAGGGUUUAGAAAUUUGUCUGCUAACUCAAAAGAAUUCAAAUAUUACCUAACCCAUCUCGCAAGAGAUAAUCC